GGUCUAAAUUGGCAACAUUACUGACAACUAAUAAAAAGAACAUUCCAGCGAUCGAGUCGACUAGGCUACGUUCGUAUCGUCUUGUGCAUAAACAACUACUAAUGAAUGACUUUAGCAAUUAGUACAAACGUAUAAUAAUGGCAAAUAAAAUUAGUAGUCAAAUUAAUAAAAUUAAUAGAUAUAUGAUUUGAAAAUAUUCGAAUAAUUCGAUAAAUUGCUCACUCGAAUAUUUAAUCGUAUUAGUACAUUUGAACAUCACUAUAUUUGACAAUUGAUAUUAAAAAAUGGCAAAACAGUUUACAAUUUUACAUUUUCAUAAAUAUAUUUUUAUCUGAAAUAUAUUUUUUCGUUGAAUUCCUUGUUUUUGCUAUCAUUAUAUCUAAAACUUAUGCAACGAUUAACAAAUAAUUUCAUAAGUGAAUGUUGUGAUUAUUGUCAAUAUAUUGAUAAGAUUUUACUUUCUGAUGACCAUUUAUCUUUCUAAAGAACUAGUGGUAUUACUCUACAUGAAACUAAUUAGAUACCUAAAGCCGAUUACAUUUAUUUCCACCCUGGCUCCUAUGUUACAAUCAAAUAAUAAUGUUGAUAAAAGUAGGUUCAAUAAAAAACAAACAAUGGAAAAGAAUAUUAGAACAUAUUAUUUACUUGGCAAUAGUAUUUAUUUUGAUUCCAGGCUUCUUUUACUUUGAACUCUGUAUAGUUUUACCUGCUGUUGUGGAAGAAUGGACAUUUACUUACUUUGUCCACUUAAUUAGUGCAACAUUUUUAUUACUGAACAUUUUAGGCAAUAUGAUCUAUGGAAUGUUUACUGACACCACAAUCAAAGGAAGAUAUCUUGACGGCUUCAACAAGUGUAACUGGACAGUUUGUAGUGUAUGUGAAUGUAUCCGACCACCACGUGCCUGGCACUGUAACACUUGUGAUAUUUGUAUUUUAAAAAGAGAUCACCAUUGCACAUUUUUUGCAUGUUGUAUAGGUUAUUAUAACCAUAGAUAUUUUAUAUUAUUUACACUGUAUAUAUUUAUAUCUAUGGUGUAUGCAUUUUAUUAUAAUGUGAAAUUUUUAGCACAAUUUAUUAAAUGGAACCAUGGAUUAAUUAUUAUAAAAUUUAUAUUCCCCUUAGCUAGUUUUUUUAUAGACUUUGGUAAAGAAAGCCUUUAUGUAUUUUUAGUUGUUAUUAAUGUUAUUAUUGGGGUGUUCUCAGGUUUUUUGUUCUUUUAUCACUUUAAUAAUUUAUUAAAAGGCAAAGUGGUCCCCGAAACAAAAAAUGACAAUAAAGGGUCAUCAUAUGAUAGAGGUUGGAAAGCUAAUUUAAUAGAGGUAUUUGGUUCCAGGUGGUAUUUAACUUGGAUAUCACCAUUUGUACACAGUCCUUUACCAGGUAAUGGGAUUGAGUGGGUAGUUGAAGACAAGUAUAGUUAAAAUACACCAAAUCAUAGUUUAAAUUUAAAAAAAUAUAUAAAUAUUAAUGUAAGUCUGAACUUUGUAAAUAAUGUGAAAAGUACAAACAUUGCUAUAAAUCAGAUUAAAUUAAUUUACACAAUUUUGCUAAUAACUGUAAAAGAUUUUACAAGAAGGCAUUUUUAUAUAGUUAUAAAAAUUGUAUUACACAUUUAUAAUAUAUAUAAAAUUUCAAAUA
Messenger RNA from Galleria mellonella (greater wax moth), 1639 nucleotides. Its product is annotated as probable palmitoyltransferase ZDHHC24. Lineage: Eukaryota; Metazoa; Arthropoda; Insecta; Lepidoptera; Pyralidae. Gene Ontology annotation, molecular function: palmitoyltransferase activity. The coding region runs from base 580 to 1422 and encodes 280 amino acids. The transcript has 2 exons. The record is from RefSeq and is a predicted model, not a curated record.